CUUUGUUAGAAGAGAGCUUUUUAUGUUCUAUGUUGAUUGUAGUGGCAGUCAGUAAAAGUUUUGUGGAUAUUAUUUUGUAGCCGCUCCUUCCAAGAGACGGGGAGAUUUGGCUGUCAACGGAUUAACCCGCCCAAAACUACAAUUCCCAAACCAAGGGAACAUUUUACCCAGCAUUCAACGGGUUUGUGAAUGGGAUAAUGCUGCAAGAUGGCGACAAUUGCAACUGCUACAAACUUACCAUCUUUUGAUUGUCCAACAUGGGCAGGCAAGCCCCCUCCAGGACUCCAUUUGGACGUGAUGAAAGGUGACAAAAUGGUCGAGAAACUGAUCAUUGACGAGAAAAAGUACUACUUAUUCGGGAGGAACCCGGACAUGUGUGACUUCACCAUCGACCACCAGUCAUGUUCACGCGUGCAUGCUGCCCUGGUCUACCACAAGCACCUGAAGAGGGUGUUCCUUAUUGAUAACAACAGCACGCAUGGUACCUUCCUGGGACACAUCCGCCUGGAGCCCAAUAAGCCUCAGCAGGUCCCCAUAGACUCCACCAUGUCGUUUGGGGCGUCCACGCGAGCCUACACCAUCCGGGAGAAACCUCAGAGCCAGCAAGGAACCAAUGCCGCCACAGGGGACAGCAAGGCCGGAGAGGACGAGGAGGGGUCUAAGGGCCUCUUAGGAUUACCAGAGGAGGAGACCGAGUUAGAGAACCUGACAGAGUUCAACACGGCCCACAACAAGCGCAUCUCCACCCUGACCAUCGAGGAGGGCAACCUAGAGAUCCAGAGACCCAAGAGGAAGAGGCGGAACUCCAGAGUCACCUUCAACGAGGACGAUGAGGUCAUCAACCCGGAGGACAUUGAUCCCUCAGUGGGGCGCUUCAGGAACAUGGUGCAGACUGCUGUCGUCCCUAUAAAGAAACAGAAAAUGGAGAGGCACGGCUCACUUAGUAUGGACGACGUUGUGACGAGGCGCAUCCACAACUACACCUUCGGCGGCGGCCUUUACGGGGACCUGCCACCCACCAGCCACGAGGGCCACCACGCCGGGGCCCCUAGCGGAGCCACUAUCCUGGGAGGUCUCCCUCUGCCCUUCCCCAACCCGGCCCCAGAGGUGAACCUGGCCCCGGACGCCCCCCAACCACCUGUCACGCUCAACCCUGUCCCCGUUACAGGCCCCUAUCUCUCAGAGGUUCUCAACGAGCCCCGCAAGAAAAAGUACGCUAAAGAGGCAUGGCCAGGCAAGAAGCCCACCCCCUCCCUACUAAUCUAACCCUCUCCCUACACUAUGGCUCUUUCUCGAUUUGUCUUUCCUCUGUUCUUUACCUCUCUCAUGCAUUGUAGAAGAUCCAAGGUCUCUCCUCUUGGACCUUCUCCAAUGUAUUUUGAGGCGAGGAGAGCGGCAUGAGAAAUCCAGGAAAGCCGAAUUGGGAAAGAGCCUAUGUGGUGGAGGCAGGGCUGACUCUCGGGGUAUGGGCGGAGACAUCAGGGACCAUGACCCGUUGGAGGCGGAUCGAUUUUUCUUAAGACUGUUUUGUCAAUGUUUUCUACGUUACUUCCUCGUUCUCCUAAAGAUUAUCCGAAAGUCUUCAGUAGUACAUUCCAUGAAGACAGGAACCCCACUCCUUCGGGAGAUGAAUGUUUGAUGUGUUUUACAAAUGAAGUCAUGUAAAAAAAAGCAGUACUUGGCAGACCAAGUCAGUUGGUCAGAUAAGAGUUUUACCUCUAAUUGAUAGUCAGGCAUCGUGCAGGGAAACAAACACGAAGCGAAUGUAACUUAGGAAAACAGCCCUUAUGUUGGAAACAAACAUCAUUAUGUUCUCAUCCAGAUUCACAUGGAUUUAUUUUCCAUGCUACAGCACCCAAUAUUAUAGCAGGUUUUUAAAGGACCUGCUCCGUGUUGCCAUUUUUGCUAUGGGAAAAACAUUGCGAUACUGGUAUCACAGCCUAAUCGUUAUAUGGUUGGUCACUGUGAGUUCCAUAUUACGAUCUCCACUUCCUUCUUUAAGGUCUUGAUAUUUGUUUGAAGUCUAUCUUUGGACAUAGUAUUUUUGCUCACUGUAAACAUGCAUUUACAGUGCAUUCGGAAAGUAUUCAGACCCCUUUUUUCCCCCACAUUUUGUUACUUAACAGCCUUAUUCUAAAAUAGAUGCAGAAUUUUUUUAUAUAUAUUUUUUAUCCAUCUGCACACAAUACUCCACGUCGAAGCAAAAACAGUGUUUUAGACGUUUUAGCACGUUAUUAAAAAUAGAAUGCUGAAAUAUCACAUUUACAUAAUCGCACCUUUGGCAGCGAUUACAGCCUUGAGUCUUCUUGGGUAUGGCGCUACAAGCUUGGUAGACCUUUAUUUAGGGAGUUUCUCCCAUUCUUCUCUGCAGAUCCUCUCAAGCUCUGUCAGGUUGGAUGGGGACUGUUGCUACACAGCUAUUUUCAGGUCUCUCCAGAGAUGUUCAAGUCCGGGCUCUGGCGGGGCCACUCAAGGACAUUCAGAGACUUGUCCCGAAGCCACUCCUGCGUUGUCUUGGCUGUGUGCUUAGGGUCGUUGUUCUUUUGGAAGGUGAACCUUCACCCCAGACUGAGGUCCUGGGCGCUCUGGAGCAGGUUGUUAUUAAGGAUCUCUCUGUACUUUGCUCCGUUCAUCUUUCCCUCGGUCCUGACUAGUCUCCCAGUCCCUGCUGCUAAAAGGUAUCCCCACAGCAUGAUGCUGACACCGCCAUGCUUCAGGCCAAAGAGUUCAAUCUGGUUUUCAUCAGACCAGAGAAUCUUGUUUCUCAUAGUCUUAGCGUCUUUAGGUGCCUUUUGGCAAACUCUAAGCGGGCUGUCGUGCCUUUUGUGAAUGAGUGGCUUCUGUCUGUCCACUGUACCAUAAAGGCCUGAUUGGUGAAGUGCUGCAGAGAUGAUUGUCCUUUUGGAAGAUUCUCCCAUCUCCACAGAGGAUCUCUGGAGCUCCUUCAGUGACCAUUGGGUUCUUGGCCACUUCCCUGACCAAGGCCCUUCUCCCCCGAUUGCUCUGUUUGGCCAGGCGGCCAGCUCUAGGAAGAGUCUUUGGUGGUUCCAAACUGGAUGGAGGCCACUGUGUUCUUGGGGACCUUCAAUGCUGCAGAAUCUUUUUGGUACUCUUCCCCAGAUCUGUGCUUCGGCACAAUCCUGUCUCGGAGCUCUGCGGAUAAUUCCUUCAUCCUCAUGGCUUGGUUUUUAGCUCUGACCUGCACUGUCAACAGUGGGACCUUGUAUAGACCGGUGUCACUGUCCGAAUCAUGUAGAAUCAAUUGAAUUUACCACAGGUGGACUCCAUGUUGUAGAAACAUCUCAAGGAUGAUCAAUGCAAACAUGUACCUGAGCUCAACUUUGAGUCUCAUUGCAAAGGGUCUGUAUACUUAAGUAAAUAAGUUAUUCCUAUAUAUUUUUUAAAUAUAUAGAUUUGCAAAAAUUACUUGUUUUUGCAGAAAAAGUCAAGGGGUCUGAACUUUCUGAAUGGACUGUACAGUUAUUUUUAAAUCUGUUAAACUUGUAAUGUGAACUGUUUUAUACAAGAUGGAUUAUUAUAGGAAUUGACAAAAGUAGAUCAGAGUUUCUGAAAAAAGAUAUGUCCAUUUUCCUAAAGACUGAAUAGGACUAUAGGUUUAUAUUUUUACAGUGCUAUCAAGAUGAGUGCAGCGAGGAGAGAAUUUAAUGUUUACUCAGUUUACAUUCACAAUCAAUCUCAGUAAUAAAGUUAAUAGACUGCGCAGAGUAUAUUUAAAUACUAUCUUCCCAUUCUAAAAAAAGAUUGCAGUAUAACCUGUAAGUUGCAACUCUGCCUGAAUGUUAGUAAGUCCUGAAGUCCUCUAGAUUUUACAUAUCGCAAUGUAAAUUGGCCUGAUCUGAGCCACCAAUAAAAUGGAUUGGUCACAUGAGUUAAGACUGUAAGGUUCUCAGUUGGUGCAAUUUGAUGUUGAGUAUUGUUUCACAGGCCUUUUGAAAUUAUUAAAUUUCAAAUGUGGUACACAUGGUCCUGCAUCAAAGCACCCAUAAAAUGACUGUCAAAAUGUAGCUUCUUGAUGUUCAAAGAACUGUUAGUUUUCACACCAGCAGAAUACAUUCUUAUGAUGCCCCCUUUACUGAUUAAUGAAACAUUUGUGGUAUUUGAGAACUUGCAAAAGCCAUGCUAUUUGCAUUAACUUUGUACAGAUGGACAGACACGUGUACCCAGACCUUUUGUCCCACUUUCAGAUGAUGUUGGAUUUUUUUAUUCACAUAACACUGUAAAUAAAAACUGAAUUUUGUCACAAA
Molecule: messenger RNA, 4265 nt
Organism: Oncorhynchus nerka (sockeye salmon)
Lineage: Eukaryota; Metazoa; Chordata; Actinopteri; Salmoniformes; Salmonidae
Gene: ppp1r8b
Product: protein phosphatase 1, regulatory subunit 8b
Exons: 8
Coding region: 208-1266 (352 amino acids)
Cellular component (GO): nuclear speck
Molecular function (GO): protein serine/threonine phosphatase inhibitor activity; mRNA binding; protein binding
Source: RefSeq, a predicted model, not a curated record